CCUUGGAUGAGUGCGCGUCGCGCGCGGUCCAGUCAGAAAAAGCGGCUUCUACUGGAACGAGCUCACCCGUGAAUGCGCCUCCGAGAAGUUAAAACAGCUGUCUAUCUGCAGAACACGACACGGGACCACGGAGAUACCGAGAUAAUGCUGUUGUAAUGCCUUGUUCUGAGGGCAAAGAGUCAAAGGAAGUAGUUUUGUAUUGUUUAUUCUCCUGCGCUACAUUGUAAAGUGUUUUCCAACAAGAAGUCGCGCAUUCAUGAUUUGUUUUUGUCCAGAACCGAGGAUUAGGCUAUACUGACGGGGUCUCGAGUCCUUAAGAUUUUAAGGGUCCAGAAGCACUUUUUGUUAUAAGGAAUGGCCACGGCACGGCUGGACUAUAUCGCUCCAUGGUGGACCUACUGGCUGCACAAUUUCCCCCACUUCAACUUCACCUUCCAGCCCGUUGAUAACACCUUCAGACCCGGGGAGUCGAGCUACCAGCAGUCUCUGGUCUUCCUAGCCUGUAUAUCAGCUGCUGGACUAGUCCUGAGCCUCCUGCUGCUGUCUGUCUACCUGACCAGUGUGUGCUGCUGCAGGAAGGAGGAGGAGGAGGAGACCAAGAGGCCUGACUCCUGCUGUGUCUCCUGGACCGCUGUCAUCACUGGGCUCAUCCUAUGCUCUGCUGUUGGAGUGGGUUUCUAUGGUAACAGUCAGACCAAUGACGGGGUGUAUCAGCUGACCUACUCCCUCCACAAUGCCAACCACACUCUGGGUGGCCUCAACAGCUUGGUCUCCAGUUCUCUGGGCAGUAUGGAGGUGGGUCUGCAGCAGCACCUGAAUCGUCUGGAUGAGAUCUUUGCUGCGCGGGGAGACUAUGUCCAGGCCUUGAGGUUCAUGGGUCAGAUGGCUGACAACAUCAUCAGACAGCUGACCGCCAUGCCGGACCUCAGCAAGGCCAAGGUGGACCUGUCGGCCAUCGCUGAUCAGACAGAUUACGUAGAGUACUACAGGUGGCUGACCUACCUGCUACUGCUGAUCCUAGACCUGGUUAUAUGCCUGGUGGCCUGUCUGGGGGUGGCAAAGCAGUCCCGGUGGCUACUCACCAUGAUCAUGGUGUUUGGGGUGAUAUCUCUGGUCCUGAGCUGGGCAUCACUAGGAGCAGGCACUGCUACUGCCGUGGGCACCAGUGACUUCUGUGUGUCUCCAGACAAGUUCAUAGCAAACAGGACCAAGGAGUUCCUCAGUGCAGAAGUGACACACUACUACCUGUAUUGCAGUCAGAGUCUACCCAACCCUUUCCAACAGUCUCUGACUAUCUUCCAGAGGUCUCUGACCACCAUGCAGAUCCAGAUACAAGGACUACUGCAGUUCUCUGUACCUGUCUUCCCUACUGCUGAGAGAGAUCUUCUGGGCAUCCAGCGCCUGCUGAACUCUACAGAGUUCAACCUGAACCAGUUAACAGCCCUACUAGACUGCAGGGGGCUCCAUAAGAACUACCUGGAUGGUCUGAUGGGAGUGUGUUAUGACGGGGUGGAGGGUCUCCUCUACCUCUGCCUCUUCUCUCUGCUGUCGGUCAGUGCCUUCUGUGCCAUGCUGUGUGCCAUCCCCCGGGCAUGGACCCUCAUCACCAGCAGGGACAGGGCCUAUGACGACAUCGAUGAGGAGGAUCCGUUUAACCCCCAGGCCCGUCAUAUGACCUUCAACCCCAGUAGAGCCAGCCAUGUACACAGCUUCUGUAGCUACAGCAGCAGUCUGGACAGCCAGGCCAGUCCACACCCUCCACCACAGACUGCCGCCAUCCUCCCCACCUCAGAGUACAUGAAUCAGUCCAUGCUGUUUGGAGGGAACCCUCGUUAUGAGAACGUUCCUCUGAUCGGGAGGGGAUCCCCGCCACCCUCGACAUUUAGAAACAUAUUCUCCCAGAAUGAGAACUACCUACCUGUCUAUGACUGACGCACAGAUCAGACACUUUGGGACAGACUUCCAGCAGGUAUAGCCCCCAACUAUGGCCUACCGGUCCCCCUCGGGAAGGGUCUGUCUGGGACUACCACUGUACUGAGGAAGGGUCUGUCUGGGACUACCACUGUACUGAGGAAGCAGAGUUUACAGAUCACCCUGUCCAUGGAUGUCUCACCCUGCUCUCCUGGCCAUCUGUUACUUAAAUGCAGGAGGUAUGGGGUCAACAAUGGCUCAGGAACACACUGACACUCUCAAAGUCCUGUACUGUACGUGUAGAAACCAGGAGACUACAUAGAACCCUGAGUGUAAAGUGCACUUGCAUCUCUCCCCAAACAAACCAACAAUUCAGUUAUGUGUUUUCUUCAAAUGUGCGUGUUCGUCUCGAGCCAGAUCAGAAGACAUGAUUGUUAUGAACCAAGUUGAACGUUUAUAUAUUGUCCUGUGAGUGACGUCACCUUUGAUGGAUUUCAGGGGACAGCAAAUAACCAGAUUGAUUUCCUUCACAGCCAUAAAUGGUUAUUACAUGAACUGUCUUCAGUUUUCCCCAACCUGUCAUCGCUAUUACAAGCUGUCAUCUAACCAGUCUAGCAUUCAGCUCCUCUUACACUUGACGACACAGCUCUUGCACUUGACGACACAGCUCUUACACUUGACGACACAGCUCUUACACUUGACGACGCAGCUCUUACACUUGACGACACAGCUCUUACACUUGACGACACAGCUCUUACACUUGACGACGCAGCUCUUACACUUGACGACACAGCUCUUACACUUGACGACACAGCUCUUACACUUGACGACACAGCUCUUACACUUGACGACGCAGCUCUUACACUUGACGACACAGCUCUUACACUUGACGACACAGCUCUUACACUUGACGACGCAGCUCUUACACUUGACGACACAGCUCUUACACUUGACGACACAGCUCUUACACUUGACGACACAGCUCUUACACUUGACGACACAGCUCUUACACUUGACAACACAGCUCCUACACUUGACGACACAGCUCUUACACUUGACGACACAGCUCUUACACUUGACGACACAGCUCUUACACUUGACGACUCAGCUCUUACACAUUUGACACAACCCAAAGUCUUCAUGAUGUCUUCCGUCAGAGUGAUGAGUCAAACUUGAUGAAAACGGACCACGUAUUUAUUGUCACUUAUCUUUCAGGUUAUUCAUUGAUAUCGAGGAAGGGCGAAUAUAAUGGACUUAUUUUUUAAAUGUGACUGGAAAACAGAUCAUUCAUUGAAAUUGUGAUGAUGUCUACACUCUUAGAGUAAAAUGUGCUGUCUAGAACCUAAAACGGUUCUUUGGCUGUCCACAUAGGAGAGCCCUUUGAAGAACCCUUUAUGGUUCCAGGUAGAACCUUUUGGGGCUCCAUGUAGAACCUUUUCCUCAGAGGGUUCUACAUGGAACUCAAAAGUGUUCUACCUGGAACCAAAAAGGGUUCUACCUGGAACCGAAAGGGAUUCUCCUAUGGGGACUGCCGAAGAACCCUUUUAGAACCCUGUUUUCUAAGAGUGUAACUCUAUAUGUAUGUGUAAGGGGGACUGAGGAGAAAGGAUGCAUGAUGAUGUUUCUAAAGCCUUUAUUUCCUGUAACCUGUUUCUCUCUGUUCUCCUAUGCUGUGUCAUCCUGCAUGCUGUGUCCUGCUCAAUUCUAGCCUGGAUCCCCGACUGAAUAUCAGUCCAUUUCAUUAUUGUGUCAGCGAAUCAUCAAAAGGAAUAAAACAGUGAAAUUCAGUUUCGGUUCCAUGCCAGUUCAUUUCAGGACGACACCGAGGGCUUUACCGUAGCUUGGCACCUACACUGAAUAUUGCUCUGGUUCACUAUUGUGUCACUUGAAUCUGUGGCUGUGUCCCAAUAAUCUCACACUUGUUCACUUCCCUGCAUGGAAAGGAAAUGACUGUUCCUCUAACCCGAGUCUACACCAAUCCAAUGCGUUGGAACUUGCAGGGAGUAGUGAAUGAGUUCACACUUCAGGAGGAUGGAGAGAGCAUUGGGUUGCACCGUCUGGAUUACAGCGAUAUUUCCUUUGGAUUCUAGACUUAUCGGCCUACUGCCUGUACAUUAACAUGUUAAACAUUCCCUGGAUUAGGAUGAGAGGAAACCAUCAACAACGGAAAUGGUGUUGAUGGUGAAUUACUGGUAAGUAUUAUCACUGAUGUGAUGUUUAUUGGAUGUUUGUUUGUUUACCACGAGUUGGACACAUAGGGUAUAGGCCAGAACCUAACAUACAGUGCCUUGCGAAAGUAUUCAGCCCCCUUGAACUUUGCGACCUUU
Molecule: messenger RNA, 4238 nt
Organism: Oncorhynchus mykiss (rainbow trout)
Lineage: Eukaryota; Metazoa; Chordata; Actinopteri; Salmoniformes; Salmonidae
Source: RefSeq, a predicted model, not a curated record